Molecule: messenger RNA, 2044 nt
Organism: Linum trigynum
Lineage: Eukaryota; Viridiplantae; Streptophyta; Magnoliopsida; Malpighiales; Linaceae
Source: the annotation of a GenBank genome assembly
CUAAAUCAGCAUCAACAACGCCUCCUCCUUUCUCUUCUUCACCGAAUCCCUCUCUUCCAUCUAACUGCAUUCUCCACAACCAUUGCCCCCUCCAACCCACCAUUAAAAAACAAUGGCCAAGAUCUCCGAUCAUUCCCUCCCCCAACAACAGCAUGCCGCGAUCGCCGCCGCUCGUCCCAAGGAGAAAAGGCGGUGGAGCUUCGUCAAAUCCUAUAACGAGAAAAGGACCACCUCGGCAGCGCCUCCGUCCGCGGUCUCGGCCAGGGUACUGUAGGGAGAUCGUGAUGGUUCCUCUUUCGCCUCCGUGAUGCUCCGACGGAUUGUGGUCGCGGAUGACUACAACGCCGACGAGGGCUGCCACGAGGAAGAGGAGGAUCCGAGCGAACUAUCUCCAUGGCGGCGGCGGCGACAACGAAGGUGGUGGAGGCCGCAGUUGCAACUGCAAACGCCGCCGCGAUGUGAAGAAGAGGAAGGAGGAGGGAGGCGCCUCCUGUUGAUGUUGAUUUAGGGAAUUAGUGUUUGGAUUUGGGGCUUUGGGGAUAAUAAAGGAAUUUUCUUAUUUUUUAUUUUAAUUAAAUUAUAAAAUUAAAAUAAUAUUAUUUACUGCCGUGGUAUGCCAUAUCAGUGGUUGUUUGCUGAGUCACUAACGGAAUAGUGUUUGACCGUCAAUAUUAACGGUCAAAGAAAAUUUUGGGUCAAAUUUGUCCAAUAGUUUCAAAAGUAGACCACAAAUGUCUUAUUUGAAAAAUUGAGCUAGAACUGUCACUUACGCCAAACUUCGGGCCAAACUAGGGUAUUAACCUUUAUAUUUCUACGACUUUAUUAUGUUACUAUUUCACCUUAAUUUGAGGGGUUUUCAUGACUUUAUGUCGAGUAGCUCGAUCAUUUUGUUCUAUUUUGAAGUGAUCAGUCUUGUGAAGGAGAUAUUCUCCACAUUAAAUGUAUGAUACGAAUAAGCAACAAGAAGCUAGAAAUUAUCGAAUUCAAUAUACAUCUAGGAUCGAAGCAAGACAUCAAAACCAUACUCAAUUCAAUCGGUACUGUAGCUUACAACUAGGGGUGUGCAACGGUUCGGUCCGAACCGGACCAAACUCAUGAGAACCGCGAUUCAUUAGUGAAAGACAUGUUAGGACCAAGGACCGGACCAUUCUUGCAUUUGGUCCAUUUGGUCCGGUUCAGUCCAGUCCAAAUAUGAGCUCGGUCCACCAUUUCUUCAGUAAUUAUAAAAUUCAUGAGGAUCAAGGACCGGACCGCAUUUUACUCGAUCUGAUCUGGUCCGGUCUUAACCAUGGUAAAGGAAACCGUACCGGACAUCAUACCGGAUUCCUUUCUGGUAUGGUAUUUUGUGGUACGACCGUGGUUCAACCGUUUUGUACCGGUAAAUACCGUUUUUCACUAUUGAUAGAGAAAUGAAAUGCGAUAGUAUAAAAAAUAUAAUCCAUAAAAAAAAGAACCAAAUAGAGCAUUAUACAACCACGGUGACCCAUUUUCAACAUAGAAAAAUAGCAAAAUAAUAUUCUUUUUAAUUAUUUUCCACAUAUUGGACGAGAAUACGGAGAAAUGAAGCUGAAUCAUAGACCAGGAAACCAGAUCAUACCGGCCGGUUCAACCGGUCAAACCGAAAAACCGGCCGGCACGGUAAAAUCAGAACAAUCAGCCCACCGUACCGCUUUUGGUCCAAUUUCUGGUUGAACCGGUUGAACCGGCCGGUACGAUCCGGUUCCCUGGUCUAUGGUCUUAACAACGGUUUGGUCCGGUGUGGUCUGGUACGGACCGGACCAUUGCACACCCCUACUUACAACUAGGGUUCCUCCAUUCAAGCAACAAUUGAGAUGGAGGAUAAACGAGAAAGGAAGUUAGGGGUCGUUUGAAAGUUAUGAUUCUAGAUGAAUGAUUCUUUUGAAUUCAUGUAUUUUGGAGAAUUCAUUGUUUUUUUUGUUCCAAAGCUUGAUUCAAUACAUGCAUUUGAGGUGGGCCAUCAAAUCUCAUAUCACUCACAAUCACCCAUUUUAAAUCUCAGGGUAAAUACAAUUUAAUAGCCAAA